Messenger RNA from Schistosoma margrebowiei, 3474 nucleotides. The record is from the annotation of a GenBank genome assembly. Lineage: Eukaryota; Metazoa; Platyhelminthes; Trematoda; Strigeidida; Schistosomatidae.
GAGAAUUUGUAGUCAAUAAUACUCACAAGGUUCAUUCCGAUAUAACCGAUCCUUUCAGAGUGAAAGAUACACCCUCUAUAUUCCACCUAAUGAUAGACAUCAUGUUAUAGGAUACCUCAGGUGCUGCAGUUUACUUAGAUGAUAUUCUAAUCAUAGCAACAAAUUAAAUGCAUUUCGAGAUGAAAUUUGAUCUGAUGCUUUCAUGUUUAGCUGAAUAUAUCUUCCUUUUUCGUGCAUAAAAGUGCAAUAUUUGCAUGUAACGUGUAUGGUUUGUAGGUUUCAUAAACACGAAAGACCACCAAACCCAGCUAAUAUUAAAGGAAUGAAAAUCGUGUUUGGACAAACAGACGUUCCUUUGUUAUGAGAAUUUUCGAGAUUGUGUAGUCACUGUAGAACAUACAUCUCUGGUCUUUACAUGCUUUGAAUUACGGUAUGAGAUCAGUUAUCCUAAACAUCUGCACCAGCAGAUUUGUAGAAGCAAUCGCAUGUAUUCAGAUAUAUAUAUUACCUAUUGACAGCAUAUUAAAUACAACAAUUUCUUUUUAUCCUGUAGCAAUUAAAUAUUAGUAAUCGAAAUGUUCAUAGAUUGUUAUGUUUUGCAACAAUCGAUGAUGGAAACAUUUAUCUUUACGUUUUUAAAAACAUUUUAAGUUAUUCCUUUUUCUUUUAAAAGAACCCGUUACCAACAGACCUUUAUAUGAUUUCCUACACUAGUGGAAGUACUGGUAAGCAUAUAUCUUGUACUGUACUUCAAGUAACUGAAAUAUCGAUAUGCUUGUCAAUUUAAAUGUAUUUUUAACUUUACUGAUUAAAACGCCAGUAUUUCUAAAAAUUCUUUUUCUCGCUUAAACAUCAGUAAGGAAAUCAUGUCCUGUGCAAUCAUAACAAGCUAAUUGACUUGUCUCAAGUAGAUUCCCUUUUUCAAGAAUAUCUAUCCCUAUUGGCAGAUAAAAUGAUAAAUCACUGUAACAUCCUUUUCUGUCCGUAACUGUUUAACCAAUUAACUUUCACUCCAUAGAGUCCAGAAUAAGGUAAGUGCCUGAAUACAAAACAGCCGUCAGAAAAAAGUGUAUAGAAAGCGAGUACAUAAAGUUGGCUGAUUGUUAGAGAAAUAAUCUGGUUAUGCAGGCUACUACCCUUUUGAAAGUGUGGAACUAAUUCAGUGAAAGUUGAUCGUUCUGUCUCUGUACUGACUGAAUUGUUUUAGAAGUCAAUUGAAGAUUUUUAGGUUACUAUUAUUUGAUUAUAGCCGUCUCCGAAGCAUUGCUUAUUUAUUUUGCGACUGCUGAGUGAAUCUCCAUCUACUGAGGCGAUUAAGACGUAUCAAGUAGGCCCAGUCACCACCUAGCUCGACAGAGGUAGUGUCUACGCUUGAGGUAAAUCGGAAGAAAACUAGGAGUGACCAAAUUAAGACAUGAUAUCAAUCCAUAAAGUCAUUGAUACUCAAGCAGUUUUGGUGGGAGGUAAGUUUAGAUAUGUUUACUCUCUAGAGUCGCUUAGAUCCUGAAUUUCAAAACGAUUUUAUACCUUCUAUUCAGCAAAUCCAUUCUUUUCUAAUAUAUUCCUUACACUUAGUGGUUCUCACUAUCACCGAUACUACUACUGUGGUGGACGCUACUCACAGGAUUGUUUGUAAGUAGUAUAUAGCGAAACCUGGCAUCGAAUUUGUAGCAAUUGUCAAAUUGAGUGAAGAGUUUGCGUACAUCGAAAGCGCGGCGUUGUUAGGACACACUGAAAGAUGCAAAUGGACAAUUAAAGACAAUGUGUAUUUAUUAUGUAAAUACUUUGUAAAUUCUCACAACAGUUAUAUAUCCCUCCUACCUACUGCCUACUGCCUUCUAUUUUUGGUGUCGCUGCCAGGAUCAAGAUAAAAGUGCCAUGGCCAGAGCCGUUUGAAACGGAGACAUCGGGAGCUACCUCCUCAGACAGUUUAAGGCGAUAGCAGGACUUGUCGGUGUUUUCUGCUAUCUGAAUUGUCUUCUCAUUUGGUCCUCAAGUGUUCGGUCAACACUGCACUUUAGAUGUACGCAAACUCUUCACUCGGUUUGAAAAUUGUUACAAAUUCGAUGCCACUUUCCCGCUAUAUACUACUUAAAAACAAUCCUGUAAGUAGCGUCCACUACACUUCUAAUAUGAUAUUUUGAUGGUUUCAUCUUGCUAUGCUAUAGCAAUUCGGACCAAGAUAUAUGUGACAGGUCCUACACUCUACAUAACUGACUGAAUCCGUAAAGGAUUUGUAUUUGUUAGGCUUGUUAAGAAAGUUCUUGGUUUUUUAUUAGUUAGCAGACACAAUCAGGGCAAAAUAUUUCAUGUUGUCAGGUAUUCUUGUUGUAUACAAGAAUAAAACACUUAAAAAUCUCACUUUUUGUUGAUGUAGGUUUGCCCAAAGGAGUUCUGAUUAGGCACAAAGAAUUUGCAUCUUCCGUAAUUGCACUUCACGAAUCUUUUGAAUUCAAGAUGAUCAAUUCUAAUUCAGUACAUCUCUCAUAUCUCCCACUGUCACAUAUGAUGGAACAAAUAGCAAUGUCUUCUCAUAUUCUGAUGGGAGCUUGUUCGGGAUUUCUAACAGAAUCUAUUGAUGGUCUACUGGAUGAUGCUUAUCUUUUGAGACCAACUUCACUGGUUGUAGUUCCACGUGUACUUUCUCGUCUGUACACAAAAUAUCAAAGUGCAUUGGGUGAUUCCGUAGUAAAAAAGCAACUUUAUAAUUACAUUGUGAAUAAAAAAUUAGCUGAACAAGAACGUGGAAAAUUUAAUCAUCGAAGCUUUGUAGACACAAUGUUGUUUGGUAAACUUAGAAAGAAAUUUGGCGGACGUGUGUGUUGCGUAGUAUCCGGGAGCGCCCCAUUGUCACCAGAACUCUCAAAGUUUGCACAUGCUGUAUUCAACGUGAUAUGUGCCAGAGGCGAUCACUGCAGCAAAGGUUAUUUCAAGGAUCCGGUAAAAACUGCUGAACUUAUUGAUAGUGAUGGUUGGGUUCAUACUGGGGAUAUUGGUGAAUGGACUGAAGAAGGUUCACUCAAAAUUGUGGACCGUGUAAAGAGUAUAUUCAAAUUAGCUCAAGGUGAAUAUAUUGCACCUGAAAAAAUAGAAAUGGCUUAUCAAACUUGCAAAUUAACAAGUCAAGUAUUUGUGGAUGGUAACAGUCAAAAAAACUACCCAGUUGCGAUAGUAGUUCCAGAUUUUACUGAAUUGCGUUCCGCUCUAAGCAAUAGUAAGGUACUGCAGCAUCAUAAAACACUUUUGGAUUCUGAACUUUGUCGAAAUGAAACUGUCAAUAAAUUCGUUUUGGAGGAAAUGAAUGCUAUAGCGACACUAAAACUGUUGAAGGGUUUUGAAAAGGUCCAGGCAAUUUACUUGACAGACGAGGUGUUUACGAUAGACAAUGGCUUAUUGACUCCAACAAUGAAACUAUCACGUAAUAAAGCUCGAAAUUAUUUUUCAAAAACAAUAAUUAGUUUAUACACAGCAUGA